Molecule: messenger RNA, 498 nt
Organism: Daldinia vernicosa
Lineage: Eukaryota; Fungi; Ascomycota; Sordariomycetes; Xylariales; Hypoxylaceae
Exons: 3
Coding region: 1-498 (165 amino acids)
Molecular function (GO): oxidoreductase activity, acting on the CH-CH group of donors, NAD or NADP as acceptor
Source: RefSeq, a predicted model, not a curated record
AUGGUCGUUAAUAAAACCCUCGUCUUUAAGAAGAUCCCGGCCGGACUACCGAUGCCUGGGGUGCGCUUCGAAGUUGAGGGCCGGCCAUUCGGUCUUGAUCUCGUUCCAGGAGGUGGUGCCAUAGUCGAGGUACUGUCCGUGUCACUGGAUCCGUAUUUGAGAACCCGGAUGCGCGACGCUAGUAUCUCUAUGUUCAGUGACCCCUAUAUUGUAUACAAAAUCGGCAAGCCCAAGAAGGGCGAUAUCAUCUUUGUCAGUUCCGCCGGCGGUGCCGUCGGUUCCGUGGUCGGGCAGCUGGAUAAGCGUGAGGGAAUGUUGGAGGCUCGCACUUGGAAGCAGCGCUUCAGCACAUCCGAGACCCUGCAGAAGUGGAUUGUCGAGGGUAGCUUCAAAGUCAAGCUACACAUCACCCACGGUAUCAACAACGCACCUGAAGGCUUCAGAGAGCUGUAUCAGGGUAAAAGCUUCGGCAAAGCCCUAGUUAAGAUCAAGGAGUAG